AUGGAGCUGCGCAAGAAGGCGUGUGGGGCCUGUCGAGCUCGAAAGAUUCGAUGCAGUCGCCAGAUUCCACGAUGCGCUGCUUGUCGGCGCUCCAACUUGGACUGCAAGGCGCAGGAGACGUCCAAUGACUUGAUAUGGCUGUCUCGCCAGGAUAAUGGUGACCGACAAGAUGCUCAUUCAACGGGAAAUGUGCUUCGACGGCAUUGUAUUUUUAGUGAUGAACAGCGUGUCCACGAGUGUGGCAUUUUGCUAAACCAAGUAGCGGAGCAAAACAUAGAUAGUAUCCUCAGCCAAGUCGAUGAAGCGUCUCAGGGUCUUAGAGGUCGGAGUGCUUCUGUCAAAGUUGGACCAUUUGGUGCAUUUCAUGCCCCAGCGUCAUACUCGCUGCCGGAGUCACCAUCAACGCCAGCUGCGUCAAGAAGUGACACAAACGCGACGCUUCAACCCUCGGAUUUGGGGUCCAUUCUUUCUUCCACGUUAUACCCAAAUGGAGAAGACCUCCUCAGUUCGUCUAAUUCGGCUCCGGACAACUGGGGAGACUUGGGGGAUUUAUUUGAACCGCUGUCUCCGCAAUGGCCGACGUACCCCUUCUUUGAGGACUUGGUUGGGCUUCCAGGUGCAACUCUGUCAGACAUCAAUCAAAAUGAGAUUGAAGGAGAAUCAGAGGAAGCUGUCCAGCACCCAGACGACUCAAAACCCGAGGGAGAAUCGUCCCAUGCAGCGGGGCUUGUCAACGCAACAUUUCUGAAAGAGCCAUCACAGCUAGAAAUCGUCCUAGACGGCACAAUGUCGCUUUCGAUAAACCAAGUUCAGCUUCUGUUGAGAAAUUAUGAAAUGGACCUUGUCAACAGUCUCACACCUCUGAAGCACGACAAACCACCGUGGGUAUUGCUGCAUCUAAAAUGCGCCCUGGCAGCUUUCAGCGAUCUGUACAUGAUGGGACGAUCAAAUGAUGCGAGAGUCUCUGUCCUUUUGUCUGUCCUGUCAACAAGCGCCUACCACCUACACCACAAACUGGCUGCGAUUCCUGGAGCUGGUGAAGAUUUGGCAGUGCUUGGAAGCCAAUGCUUCCGACUUGCAAAGAAGCGGCUCCAAGCAUGUCUUCAAAAGAGGUCUGGGACCACUAAAGUGGCCAAGUACAAGGAAAUGCUCAUGGCUUUUCUCAACCUAGUGACGGCUUGCGUUUUCGCAGGAGAGAUGCAAGAAGCAAGAUAUUUUCUUCUUGAUGCCGGCCGCUUGAUAAAUGCAUAUGGCAUUCAGAAGGCGCAAAAGUCCAAGAAGGUCAUCAUCCUGCAUGCCAUGUACGUCUAUAUGAGAGUAUUUGAAGAAUGCGCACAUCCCAGCUCGAACAUCAGAAAUCCAUGCAAUCCGAUGGAUGCUGGGUCGGGGAAUGAAGCCGGUCGUUAUUCCUCAAUGUGGAAACACGAUCCCAGAAAAGACCUACCAUUUCCACAAGGAGACAAACCAGCGCCCGAGACGAGUACAUCAAUCUUGCCACAUGACAUCGAGGUCGCCAGUAUGCUGGAAAAGAUCUACGGUAUCCCGCAAAAUCUCUUUCAUCUGGUCUGGCAGACUACAGCUCUCGGAAAUGAAGUGGCUGAGCUCAGAUAUACUUCUGGCUUGACUCCUCAGAUGUCAUUGAGGAUUAAAGAGCUAGAUGACACAAUCAUGUCUUUCGAAAAUCCGCAUCUUCUCAAAGGACAAGGCCAAGGUCAAGACGCCCCAAGCUCAACAUCCAGCAGGCAAGGCGGAGAAGAAGAGGUCGAACGCCGGACAGCGCUGCUAUUUGACUUGACUGAAGCACUUCACUCUGCACUCAUCAUCUAUUUCUAUCGCCAUGUGUGCGACAUGGGCUUGCUGGUGCUUCAACACUACGUUGAAAAGACAGCGAAAUCGUUGUUUCGUUACGAAUCGCAGAAGCAAGAGUACGGCGAUACGUCACCCGGGAUAUGCUGGCCUGCUUUCAUUGCGGGUUGCGAGACGAACAGUGUCGAACUCAGGGAGGAAUUAUCAAUAUGGCUGCUCAACAAUGCGCAGAGUAGUGGUAUUGGAAUGUUCUCUACCGCACAUGACCUUGUUGUGGAGGUGUGGCGUGCGAGGGAAGUGCCCGGUUGUGAGAAUUUGCAUUGGAAAUCUGUCGUAGCAAACCAUGAUACUCGAUUAGUCCUUACCUAA
This is a messenger RNA of Ilyonectria robusta, 2175 nucleotides long. Its product is annotated as fungal-specific transcription factor domain-containing protein. The record is from RefSeq and is a predicted model, not a curated record. Bases 1 to 2175 code for a protein of 724 amino acids. The transcript is spliced from 3 exons. Gene Ontology annotation, biological process: positive regulation of transcription by RNA polymerase II. Gene Ontology annotation, cellular component: nucleus. Lineage: Eukaryota; Fungi; Ascomycota; Sordariomycetes; Hypocreales; Nectriaceae. Gene Ontology annotation, molecular function: transcription cis-regulatory region binding; zinc ion binding; DNA-binding transcription factor activity, RNA polymerase II-specific.